CAUGGAUGCAAGAACUACAUGCAAAAUUUGGCGACAUGUUUGAAGUUUAUUUAGGGCCUAACCGAGCAGUAGCAUUAUGCAGGUCAGAUCUUGUUGAAAAACUUAUGAAUUCCUCGACAACCAAUACUUUUCGACUUCGUACACCCAUAAAUGAUGGUUGUAAAACACUUGGAGUUAUGGAUAAAGGCAUUAUCUUCAAUUAUAUAUAUGAUGAUUGGAAUUAUAUUCGUAGAUUUUACUCCAAAAUUUUAAUGACUCCUCAAUCUCGUCAAAAGAUUAUAGAAUUUUCUCAAACUUCAUUUGCAGAAAUAGAAAAAUAUUGGAAAGAAAUUGAUGAACCUAUAGUUGAUCUUACUGAAUGGAUAAAAAGAUUUGCUUUGGAAAAUAUCAUGUGCUUGGCGACCAACAUGCGAGUUAAUUCGAUUGCUAAUUAUUAUAAUUCUUUGAAACCUAAUUCACAAUCUCCAUUUACUGAGCAAUUGAUUGGAGGCGUUUUAAUGUUCGUCCAUGCCCUUCAUUUCUAUUCAUUGGCACCAACAUUUUGGAGAAAUAAACCAGGUCAAAAUAAAGCGAUUUCUAAUAUGUUAUUCGGUGCAAAGAAAUCGUUAGAUUCAUUGUUAUUGGAGAUGGUUAAGAAGCGCAGAGAUCAAAUAGAAAAUAGUGAUGUGGAAGAAGAAUUGUCACAAGAUUUUUUAACUCAAUUAUUGACAAUAAAUACCAAGCGGGAUGUCUCUAAAGGUAUCAGUGAUGAAAAACAUAAAUCACCUAUGUCUGAUGAAGAAAUUAAAGCUAUUAUUACGGAAAUUUUUACCGGUGGAGUUUUUACGACAUCCAAUAAUAUGUUAUAUAUGAUCUAUUACGUAGCAAAAUAUCCUGAAGUUCAGCAAAAAGUUGUUCAAGAAAUCGAAUCAAUAUUAGGCAAAGAUCUUAAUAAGGAAAUUACAUUAAAAGACAUAGAUAAUCUGAAAUAUUGUGAAGCUGUUAUUAACGAAGUAAAUCUCCGAGCCUCUGACAAACAUCAAACAAUCGGUUCUUAUACAUUCGCACCAAAUACUCAAUUUUUGAUAAAUCAACAAGCAAUUCAUUUACAUCCUAAAGAUUGGGAAGAUCCAGAUAAAUUUAAACCUGAGAGAUUUUUAGAUGGUGAAACGAUCAAUAAAAACGCAUUUUCAAUGUUUGGUGGUGGUACUCGAAUUUGUCCG
Messenger RNA from Racocetra fulgida, 1202 nucleotides. The record is from the annotation of a GenBank genome assembly. NCBI's taxonomy places the organism in Eukaryota, Fungi, Glomeromycota, Glomeromycetes, Diversisporales, Gigasporaceae.